This is a messenger RNA of Synchiropus splendidus (mandarinfish), 1270 nucleotides long. Its product is annotated as myosin-9-like. NCBI's taxonomy places the organism in Eukaryota, Metazoa, Chordata, Actinopteri, Syngnathiformes, Callionymidae. Gene Ontology annotation, cellular component: myosin complex. The record is from RefSeq and is a predicted model, not a curated record. The transcript has 3 exons. Bases 1 to 324 code for a protein of 107 amino acids.
AUGGGUCAUGUUGGGGUUGCGUUCAGCUCCCAAGGAGGACCUAAAUGCCUCACCUGCAGAGCGGACAAGACAAACAGCCGCAUGCAGCAGCUGAAGCUUCAGCUGGAGGAGACCGAGGAGGAGCUGACCCGAGCCAACGUCUACCGCAGGAAGCUCCAGAGGGAACUGGGCGACGUGAUGAACCGGGAAGUCAGCAACCUCAAGAGCAAACUCAGGCGCGCGGACCUGCCCUACAACAUGAGGCGCACGGUCAACCGCACAGGCCUGGACAGCGAUGAGGAAGGAGAUCUGCCUGCAGAGCCAUCAGAACCUGCAGCGGAGUGAGCAGAACUUCUCUUGCAAUAAGACAAGACAUUACAUGCUUUAUUGGCUUGAAUUUCCCCACUGUAAGGCUAAUGAAGGACAUCUAAUCUAAAGAGCCUGUUUUAUGAUCUACUGCUCUCCUUUUGAAGCAGCAAAUAUAUAUUGGAUAUUAUGAAACUCCUGUCACUUUUAAUAGAUUUUUCCAAAUGAAGUUAUUACAGAGCCUCUAAAGCAGACCUGGGUAAAGUGUGGCUCGGGGGCCAUAUGCCGCCCGAUGGUUGUAUAUUUUGUGGCCCUUUUUACGUCAGACUAAAACUAUACAUGAUAUUUUGUCAUUUUUUUACCUUUUCCGUUCUUUAUUUUUUAGUCACCACCACCACUUCUGCAUAUAUAUAUAUAUAUAUAUAUAGCAUGUUUUUGCUUUAAGACUAAAGUUUUCUUUUCAUUGGCCAUUUUUGUGUGUUUUUCUUGUUAUUCAAAAUACAUUUAAGCAAUAUUGAAAAGAGUUCCAAAUAAAUUGUCAUAGUCGCCAUCAUUGGUCCAUAUUUAUGUGCGCCAAGAAGAAAGAGAAACCAUGAGCAUGAAAGCCAUAAUGCUUCAGUGACAGCCUCUGCUGUCCGCCUCUUCACACUGUCGUCUUUGACCUCUGUAGAUGGUUUGUGGGCUGUUUUCUACUGAUGCAGUUGAUUUGGUUUUACUGGUACAAUUGAAUUGCUGUUGCAGAUUUGGGGGGGAAUCUUCAAACACGAUGCAGGUUUUGCACAGAUCAACAACUGUGGGAGGUUUCACUCGGUCUUGGGGGACAGGUCAUUUUGGGGUUAUCUUGGUCCCUCGUCCCAAAACUGCACAAAGCCUGAACAGAUACACUGGUGGGGAAAUGAUGUUCUGUGAGUGUUUGAAUGUUGCUGGUGGUGGGUCGUUGCACAGAAACCCCCUACACUGCAGGUGCUCUGUGUUCUUGAAGCAC